UCAAUGCGAAACCCCAGCAUAGCUAAUAACAAACCUCAUUAUUUGGGCGGUGAAACUGGAUGGUGACAAAUUUGGGAUUUAUCACUCACUGAAUUUCUGAAAUUGAGCCUAUUAUCCCCCCCAGUCAAUUCGAAAGAUUUGCCAAAGAAACUCGAUCAAAAAGCUGUUAAUUUUCCGACAAUGGAGGACGAUGCCUCCGUCGCGUUCCGGCGGACGUCAACAAGAUCUCGUAAGGUCGCCACUAAAAUGGUGGCCGCUCUUGCUAGCUCCGACAAUCGAACUCAGGCGGCAUUAGCUAGGCUUGAAGCUCUGGAAAACGAUAAUGGCGGAGUAGAAACAGUCGAAAUCAACGACGAUGAUGAAGCUUCGCUUGAUGAUGAUGAAGAAGCAUACAUACAGAAGAAACAGUCGUUGAGUAUGAAGCGGAAAACUCGUCAAGGGAAAGCACGAGAAAAUGCGAGGAAAACUCCCAGAACAUUUCUGGAGCUAGUUCAUGAGGCGAAUUUGGAGGCAUUUCCCCCUCACGUACCAAAUUAUUUGAGGGCAGCUGUUGGACCUCCAAGUGUAACCUCACGCCGUCAUUUCUGCACGGUUUGUGGAUUUACUGCCAAUUAUACGUGUGUUAGGUGUGGCGUGCGGUUUUGCUGUAUCCGGUGCCAGAAAAUACACAAUGAUACUCGUUGUUUGAAGUUUGUUGCUUGAUUAACUAUGAGGCAUGCUGUGCAUAAAUUUGUAAGUCUUGAUGUUAACUUGUAUUUUAGCAUCGUUAGAAAUGAAGUAUCUUGUUCCUGAGA
Molecule: messenger RNA, 794 nt
Organism: Spinacia oleracea (spinach)
Lineage: Eukaryota; Viridiplantae; Streptophyta; Magnoliopsida; Caryophyllales; Amaranthaceae
Product: SWR1 complex subunit 6
Exons: 4
Coding region: 181-702 (173 amino acids)
Biological process (GO): chromatin remodeling
Source: RefSeq, a predicted model, not a curated record